This is a messenger RNA of Alternaria novae-zelandiae, 2145 nucleotides long. RefSeq lists its product as uncharacterized. The coding region runs from base 1 to 2145 and encodes 714 amino acids. NCBI's taxonomy places the organism in Eukaryota, Fungi, Ascomycota, Dothideomycetes, Pleosporales, Pleosporaceae. The record is from RefSeq and is a predicted model, not a curated record. The transcript is spliced from 5 exons. Gene Ontology annotation, molecular function: oxidoreductase activity, acting on CH-OH group of donors; flavin adenine dinucleotide binding.
AUGUACACCGGAGCCCUAAAGCUAGGUAUCCAGCCAGCCCUAGACCCCAACAAUGGCCGCGCUCAAGGCAUAUUCCGCCUUCUUCGCUCCGUUGAUCCCGAAGCCCAGACGCGUUCUUCAGCUCGAGUCAAUCGCUAUGAUAGGGACGCUACGAGGCCAAACUAUCAUAUCCUUCCGAAUACGGCGGUAUCGCGCAUUUUGUUCGAAAACGCCACCGCUGUAGGCGUGGAGUAUAUUGGCACGACCAGUGGCGAGAAGCACAUUGUCCGAGCGAGCAAAGAAGUCAUCAUAGCUGCUGGAAGCGUUCAUACCCCGCAGAUCCUGCAACUUUCUGGGAUUGGCGACACUACUCAUCUGGAGAGCUUGGGUAUUGAGACUGUUUCAGGUCUCCCUGGUGUCGGUCGAAAUCUGCAGGAUCAUCUGGUUCUGAAAGUGAAUUACAACUAUACAUCUAAUCACUUUUCAAACGGCGGUUCAUUGCAGUCCAACGCCACGUACGCCACAGAACAACGCGCUCUCUACGACGCUGGAAAAGCAAGCGCAUUCGACCUCACUGGUACAACUGGUAAUCUCAUGAUUCAGCUGCCGCUUUUAAACUGGACGAACGACUCCGCAUCCAUCAUAUCUCGAGCGUCCUCUCUCUCACCGAGCGAUGUACUUGGUAGCGAUGUCGACCCAUCAGUUCUCGCCGGGUAUGAAAGACAGCGUGUCAUCAUCCUCAAGGACAUCAAUAUAGAAGCCGUGGGCGGUCUAUCAUGGAACACCGGCCCAGAAACGAGCAUCUACAUGACCCGCCCUCUCAGCCGUGGUUCAAUCACCAUAAACUCAACUAGCAUCCUUGACGCUCCACUCAUCGAUUACGGCGCGCUGACAGACCCAACCGACCUCGACAUGUUAUACGCGAUCUACAUGAAGAACCGCGAACUAAUGGCAACAUCUGAUAUUGCCAUUCUCGGUCCCAUAGAGACAGCACCCGCACCGGGCAUCAGCAAUGAGCAAGAUAUCAAGGAGAAGAUCAAAGCUGCCUUGCAGCCAAGUAACGCGCAUCAGUGCUGUACUGCUGCUAUGAUGCCAAGAGAAGAUGGUGGGGUCGUCGACCCGCAGAAUAGAGUCUAUGGCACAUUCGGACUGAGUGUGGUGGAUGCCAGUACGUGGCCGCUUGUUGCUGGUGGUGGGCCGCAGGCUAGUGUUUAUGCUGGAGCUGAGAAGGAGCAGUCCUUCACUUCAUCAACUAAUCGAGUCGCACUCAAGAUGGAUACUUCACAGCUUUUCACUGUCGAAGGCAUGAUUGCUGUGGUUACAGGCGGAGGCACAGGAAUCGACCUCAUGAUAGCCCACGCCCUCGCCUGCGCCGGCGCAUCCAAAGUAUACAUCCUCGGGCGCCGCGAAGACGAACUCUCCACCACAGCCUCUCAACACGAAAACAUCAUCCCACUUCAAUGCGACAUUUCAUCCAAAGCAUCCCUGCAAGCUGCCGUAGACUUCAUCGCCCAAGACACAGGCUACAUCAAUAUCCUCAUCGCAAACUCCGGUAUCUACGGUCCAUCCUCAAGCUUCGCUCCGGGUCUCAGCAUCCAAGAGCUGCGAAAAUCCAUGUUCGAGAACACAUCUAUGGAAGACUUCACGCAGACCUUCCAUGUAAACACCACCGCGACGUACUUUACCAUGCUGGCUUUCCUCGAACUACUGGGUGCAGGGAAUAAGAAUGCCAGAGCCGGUGGGUUUGGUAGACCGUUGAAAGAAGGUAGUAAAGUACCAAGCAUCCAGUCACAAGUCAUCAUUACAUCCAGCGUAGGCGCCUUCCUGCGUGAGUGGCAAUGCGCGCCAGCAUACGCAGGUAGUAAAGCAGCAAUUAUGCAUCUGGUCAAACACACCAGUACGGGGCUUGCGCCGCAUGGUAUCAGAGUCAAUGCUCUGGCGCCUGGAUUCUUCCCAUCUGAGAUGGCCAAUGCAGUUAUCCAAGGCAGAGACCCUAGUACAGAGAGCGUCGACGAUCCGAACUUCAUUCCUGCCCGAAGAUUUGGCGGAGAGGAGGAGAUGGGUGGGACGGUUUUGUAUCUUGCGAGUCGGGCGGGGAGCUUUUGUAAUGGGUUGGUGCUUGUGAAUGAUGGGGGGAGGUUGGGUGUUACGACGAGCAGUUAUUAA